This is a messenger RNA of Strongylocentrotus purpuratus (purple sea urchin), 972 nucleotides long. RefSeq names its product galactose-3-O-sulfotransferase 3-like. Bases 1 to 972 code for a protein of 323 amino acids. NCBI's taxonomy places the organism in Eukaryota, Metazoa, Echinodermata, Echinoidea, Camarodonta, Strongylocentrotidae. Gene Ontology annotation, biological process: glycolipid biosynthetic process. Gene Ontology annotation, cellular component: membrane. Gene Ontology annotation, molecular function: galactosylceramide sulfotransferase activity. The transcript has 3 exons. The record is from RefSeq and is a predicted model, not a curated record.
AUGGCUUCAGUACCUUCUCGCGGGCCCACUGAGCCCACUUGCUUCCCUCACCACAAGGUGGUCUACCUCAAGACCCACAAAACUGGUUCCACAACAGUGGGUUCCAUCUUCAAUCGCUACGCCUUCACCAGAAACCUCACCGUUCUUGUUCCGCUUCUGGGGCACUUCGUGAACUGCCGGACACUCUUCAACACCAAGCAAAUCACCGAAGGGGGUGGCAAUCAUUCGAAGAAGGAGAACUGGAGUUUCAAAACGGGCUACGAUAUGCUGACUAAUCACGCUCGGCUCGACAAGAAGGAGAUGGACAAAGCGUUCCAUAAUGCCAGGUACGUGACGAUUCUUCGCGAGCCAGCAGCGCAAUGGCAGUCGGCCUUUAACUACUUUGAGGUCUGGAAAUCGAUGCCCCAGUCGGAAGCGCCUAUGGAUCUUUUUCUUUCUCAGCCGAAAAAGUACUUCGCGCAUGUCAUGUCGAAGAGUCAAUACUUCAAAGUUAGCAUGCACAACGAGCAACUCUAUGACUUCGGUUUGGAGCACAAUGACACGGACGACGAAGAGAAAGUCAUGAAUAAAAUUCGCGAGCUCGAGUCCGUUGUCGAUCUGGUGAUGAUCACGGAGUACUUCGACGAAUCCCUUCUCUUGCUUCGAAAGCUACUCUGCUGGCGCAUGGAAGAUGUAGUUUAUCUGAAGCAUGGGGUUCGCUCCGCAGACUAUCGGAAUAAGAACAACGACAGCUUGGCAGAUAAGAUACGCGAAUGGAACAAAGCAGACUUAAUGCUCUACAACCAUUUUAACGAAACAUUUUGGCGAAAAGUUCUUGAAUACGGACCUUCAUUUUCCCAAGACUUGGCCAAUUUAAAGAAUAUGCUCUCAGAUACCUUUGAUACGUGUCUCAAUAAAACCCGAGUUCUAAAGACUGACCGGAGGGCAGAGACGUUUGCCAAGAACAAGAACAGUGUAAUUGACGACCAAUAG